AUGGGGAAUAUAUCAAAACAAAGAGUAUGCAUUAUCGGCGCUGGGCUAGCCGGGCUGACAUCUGGCAAAUAUCUUCAGGAUGAAGGCAUCGACUUUAUCAUACUGGAAGCUACGAAAUACUUCGGCGGUACCUGGCGUUACGAUCCCAGGGUCGGAUAUGAUGAAAACGGUUUACCUUUACACACAAGCAUGUACAAACACUUGAGGACAAAUCUACCAAAGCCCACAAUGGAACUGAGAGGUUUCCCUGUACCAAAAGAUAUGCCAUCCUUUCCGAACUGGUCAAUUUAUUAUCAAUAUAUCAAAGACUAUGUGAAGCAUUUCGACUUAGAAAGACACAUAAUGUUUGAACACAAUGUUGAACUGGUUUCAAGAAUUGGAGAUGUAUGGAGAGUGAAGUAUAAGAAUUUGGUUACGGGAGAAAAUUUUGAGCAGGAAUUUGAUUUUGUCAUCGUUGGAACUGGUCAUUACAGUGAUCCGAAUCUGCCUGAUAUACCUCAAGAGAAUAUUUUUAAAGGCACUAUAAUACACAGUCACGACUACAGAGAGCCGGAUCGCUUCAAGGAUCGUCGAGUUCUGAUAGUUGGGGCCGGACCUUCGGGAAUGGAUAUAGCCAUAGAUGUGGCUUACGUCAGUAAAACCCUCGUCCACAGUCACCACAGCCCCGGCUUCGGAACUAAAUCCUUCCCCAAACAUUACAUCCAAAAACCUGACAUCAAAGAAUUCAAUGAAACUGGCGUCAUUUUCAAAGAUGGGACCUAUGAGGAGAUUGAUGACGUCAUUUAUUGUACGGGAUAUAAAUAUAAUUACUCGUUCUUGGACGAUAGCUGCGGUUUGAAAGUAACCUCCCGCAGUGUGACACCGCUUUACAAGUAUAUGGUGAAUAUCAACCAACCUACUAUGAUGGUUAUGGGUUUAAUAGUGAAAGCCUGUGUUGUAGUCGCUUUGGAUGCACAAUCGAGAUACGCGACUGCAUUGAUAAAAGGAAAUUUUACUUUGCCACCAAAAGAAGUAAUGAUGGAAGAGUUUCAAAAUCGAUUGGAGGACGUCAAAUCUAAGGGGCGACCUAUAUCGGACAUACAUUUUCUAUCCGACAAAGAAGAUGAAUAUUACAUGGCAUUGACAGAAGAAUCUGGUAUAGACAGAGUGCCACCAGUGAUGUUUAAAAUACGAAAUGUUGACACUAUUGCAAAAAAAGAGGAUAUCUAUACUUACAGAAAUUACGCCUACAGUGUCAUUGACGAUAACAAUUUUAUAAGAAGUCUAGAGAAUAAUAUUUAA
Danaus chrysippus (African queen) is the source of this 1281-nucleotide messenger RNA. The record is from the annotation of a GenBank genome assembly. NCBI's taxonomy places the organism in Eukaryota, Metazoa, Arthropoda, Insecta, Lepidoptera, Nymphalidae.